Messenger RNA from Folsomia candida, 4264 nucleotides. It is a transcript of the gene mle, whose product is annotated as dosage compensation regulator. The coding region runs from base 112 to 4086 and encodes 1324 amino acids. The transcript is spliced from 25 exons. NCBI's taxonomy places the organism in Eukaryota, Metazoa, Arthropoda, Collembola, Entomobryomorpha, Isotomidae. Gene Ontology annotation, biological process: positive regulation of transcription by RNA polymerase II; regulation of mRNA processing. The record is from RefSeq and is a predicted model, not a curated record. Gene Ontology annotation, cellular component: intracellular anatomical structure; ribonucleoprotein complex; nucleolus. Gene Ontology annotation, molecular function: ATP binding; 3'-5' DNA helicase activity; double-stranded RNA binding.
UGACAAUCGGCUCUUCCCUUCCACAGAACACGAACUUGCGGAAAGCAUUUGAUUAUCAAAAAUUUAAUUUACUUGAUUGCAUUAAAAUAAAAUAUUAAAUAAUCUUGAGAAAUGGAGGAAACAUCCUCAGAAAAUCCUAAAAGUUUCCUCUAUGCUUGGCUUGGGGCUAGAAAAGUGACACCAGACUAUAAUAUUCGUGGUGCUCCUGGAAAUAAAGCCAGACCUCGUUUCAUUUGUGAGCUACGUGUGGAUGGCUUCAACUACACUGGGGUCGGCAAUUCUAUAAGCAAAAAAGAUGCGUCCACCAAUGCGGCUCGAGACUUUAUCGAAUAUCUUAUACGAACUGCACAAAUUAACCCUAGUGAAGUUCCGGAACAUGCGUUGUCAUUCGUACCUUCAGCGCCGGCCCCUCAAAUAUUUCAACCAGGGGUUAGCGAGGCUAGAGACAAGUCAACUAUGCGACCAGUGUUUAGCGAUGGACAAGGGCCCUCGGAAUUUGGGAAGGCUUAUAGGCGGUACGAUGGGCAAAUCCCAUUCCAAAUGAUGAACGCAAAAAACGUGGCAGAUGCAGAGGAACUUGAUUUUAAUGCAGCGAUUCAUGGAAACUGGACACUGGAAAAUGCUAAAGGUCGACUGCAUCAAUUCCUCCAGACAAAUAGAAUUCACAAUAUGGACUAUGUCUAUAGUACGGUUGGACCAGAUCACCAGAGGAGUUUUCGUGCAGAUAUGGAAUUUUAUGUAAGAGAACUUGGAAGGAAACUACGCGCAUCUGAAACUGGAUCGAACAAACAGACAGCUUCAAAAAGUUGUGCUUUGUCACUCGUUCGACAGCUGUAUCAUUUGGGCGUCAUUGAAGCAUAUUCUGGAUUAACAAAGAAGACAAAGGAAUCCGAGACCAUGAAGUCAUUUGAAGCGUCAAUAGAUCCGGCUCUAAUGCAAAAUGUACAUUCCAUUCUAGGAGAGCUAGGAGUGAUACCGAAGCAAGUUGACCUAAACCAAACUUCCUCCCAAGAUGCGGAAGGGAAUCCUGUAGGCAUCUCUCUGUUGGCAGAUUCGUCCAAACCUGAUGUCAAGUACGAUGUAUCAGAUGCUGGAAAACAUCAGGGAGUAGUUUCAUGGUCCCCACCUCUUCCUAACUGGAAUCCAUGGACUAACUCAAAUAUCGAUUUGGGACAUCUUGCCACUACGAACUUGGAACAACUUAGCAGCGAAUUUCUUGAAAGUUUUCGAUUACAACAACAGACAAAUGAGCAUGUGCAAAAGAUGCUCGAAGUUCGGAACUCACUUCCCGUGUAUAAGUACCGGUCUAUGAUUAUGGAUGCAAUUUCAGAAAAUCAGGUCAUACUAAUUAAGGGUGAAACGGGAUCUGGGAAGACCACACAGAUUUGCCAAUACAUCCUCGAUGAUUAUCUAUUAAGUGAACAGGGAGCAUAUUGUUCUGUCGUUUGUACACAACCAAGGCGAAUUUCUGCCAUUAGUGUGUCGGAACGAGUAGCUUCUGAAAGGGGCGAAGAUUUGGGAGAGAGUACUGGCUAUUCGGUAAGAUUCGAGUCAUGCUUGCCUCGCCCGUAUGCAUCCAUUUUGUUCUGCACCGUAGGAGUUUUGUUGCGGAAGCUAGAAGGAGGUUUAAGAGGUGUUUCGCAUGUAAUUGUGGAUGAAAUUCACGAACGGGAUGUAAAUAGCGACUUUAUUUUAAUCGUGCUUCGCGAUAUGCUAUCUAUCUAUCCUGAUCUCCGCGUGAUUCUAAUGUCUGCUACAAUUGACACGAAUUUGUUCACCGAGUACUUCAAUUCUUGUCCAGUAUUAGAAAUUGAAGGCAGAACAUUCCCGGUUCAGACAUUUUAUCUUGAAGAUAUUGUUGAAAAACUUCAGUUUAAACCUUCUAUGGAUUCCAUAAGGCGAGCCAAAAAGAAGAAGCAAGAAGAAGGAGAAGAUGAAUUAUUAAAGUCUGAAGGAAACAUGAAUAUUCUUCCCCCAGGUUCAGGGUAUUCUGUCAACACUGAAAGAUCUAUGGCACAAAUAUCUGAACAAUUUGUGAAUCCUGAGUUACUCGUGGCACUCUUGGAGCACAUUCGAAGUUUGGAGGCUCGUGGUUCCAUUCUUAUAUUUCUUGACGGGUGGAAUAGCAUCUUUGGAGUGCUAAAAUAUUUGCAAGAGCACCCUAUCUUUGGAUCGGGAUCAAGCUAUCUGUUGCUGCCCCUUCAUUCACAAUUACCCCGUGAAGAUCAGCACAGAGUAUUCCAGCCUGCAGGCCACCUGACUAAGAUUAUACUGGCCACAAAUAUUGCAGAAACUAGCAUAACUAUUGAUGAUGUCGUGUUUGUGGUGGAUUCAUGCAAAGCGAAGCUCAAACUGUUCACAUCACACAACAAUUUGAUGUCAUUUGCUACGGUUUGGGCGUCCAAGAGCAAUUUAAUGCAAAGAAGAGGCAGAGCAGGUCGAGUUCAACCGGGAUAUUGUUUUUGUUUAUGCAGCAAGGCUCGAUAUGAAAGUUUGGAUGCAAAUAUGACCCCCGAAAUGCUGAGAACCCCUCUCCAUGAAAUUGCACUAGCUAUCAAGCUGCUUCGUCUUGGAGGAAUUGGUCAUUUCCUCAGUAAAGCACCAGCUCCACCUUCAAUCGACACGGUUAUUGAAGCACAAGUCCUGCUUACGGAACUCAAUUGUUUGGAUUCCAACUCUGAGUUGACUCCUCUUGGAAAAAUAUUGGCAAAAUUACCAAUCAGUCCAACAUUAGGAAAAAUGCUGAUUCUGGGAACAAUGUUCAAUUGUGCAGAUCCAUUAGCUAUCAUUUCCGCCCAGUCGUCAAAUCUCAGCGAAGUGUUCACACUAGGCCCAGAGAACAAAAGAUUGACUCCAACUCAAAGGGCAUUUGCGUGCCACAAGCACUCGGAUCAUUUAGCGACAUUGAAUGCAUUCCAACAAUGGGAGUAUCACAAAGAAAAAGGAGGUGAACGACAAGAGUUGGAGUUUUGUGCCCAGCGUAUGCUGUCUCAACCUUCUCUUCGCGUCACAUCUGAUGCCAAGAAUCAGCUCCUUCAAGUUUUAGUACAAUGUGGUUUCCCAGAAGAGCAAGUCCUUCCAUGCCAAAUUAAAUUUCGAGAACAGGCUCCAGUUUUGGAUAUAAUAAGAGCUCUUCUAUGUUCCGGUCUAUAUCCGAACGUCUGCUAUCACAAGGAAAAGCGAAAAGUUUUGACGACCGAAUCUAAGCCAGCAUUGGUUCACAAAGCGUCAGUUAACUGUUCGAGAUUUGAGAUUGUAUUCCCGUAUCCGUUCUUUAUUUUUGGAGAAAAGAUUCGAACACGAGCUAUUUCUUGUAAGCAGAUGACAAUGGUCUCCCCCAACCACUUGUUGUUGUUCGGAUCUAGGAAAGUAGAAUUCAUCCAUGGAAUGGUUCGAUUGGAUAAUUGGAUCAAUCUCAAAAUGAAUCCUAAUGAUGCAUCCGCUAUUGUGGCACUGCGUCCUGAAAUUGAGAAGCUGGUUGGAAAAUUGGCGGAAAAUCCAGACGCAUAUUUUCCCCUUCCAGAUCUCGAUCAACGUUUGAUAAAUUUGGUGACAGAACUGAGCAGAAUGAAUCAAGAUAUUGAAGGGGGAGAAGGUGAAGGCUACCAAAGAACUAAUAUCGCUGGUCCUGCUUGGAGAGGAGAUGAAAUGAAUGAUAGUUUUGAUAGUGCAGCGUCCCAAGAUGAAAUUGGCAAUGCAAACAGAGGACUUAAGCGUGGUCUUGAAGAAGAAGCUGGCGUGGGGGACAGUUUCAUUCCCCUUAAAAGACCUAACAAUAAUGGCGACAGUCCUAAUACAGUCCAAGGGCAGCAGACCUACAGUAACCCCCGUUUUGCAGGAGCUACAUCAGCCCUUCCUUAUCCAAGAGCACCACCGCCUCGAUUUGGAGGUGGGCAACAACGGUUCCCCCAGUAUAGAGGAAAUAACUUUCCACAAGGAAGAGGAGCUCACGAAUUUGGCUCUGGGCAAAGAUUUGGAUACCGGAAUGCAUCUCCGCAUCGUGGUUGGAGCCCUCGGGGAUAUGGUGGUGGACGACGACCAGGUCGUUUCAAUCGUGGGUUUCAACACAGGGGGAACUCAUGUUAGUACUAUUUAUUUUUAUACGUUCAACGUGUGGAAUUCUAAAAUUUUUAUUUUAUCUUCAUUUAUGUUUAGAACUUUUGACUAAUAUUUCUUGCUGCUUUUAUUGUGUAAAUGAAAAUGGGAAAGUAACAAAAACAGGAAAUGAAUACCUUAUGGAAUUCAACAAUAGUUUAAUUAACAA